GCCAACGACCAGCAUCUCCCUCUACCCCCACUCGAGCACCCUUACGAUCCGCGGAACACAGGAAAAGAAGGGCGACAAAAGCAAUGGAUUUUGGUGACCUGAAGGAGGCUCUGGCCUCCCAGUCCUACGCCCAAAUCGCUGACAUCUGUGAUCAUCUGAUGCUUCAGGUAGCAGCAGAAGGGGUUGCUUUCCAAGAAGAAUGGCCCUACGCUAUUCAUCUUCUCGGCCACAUUUAUGCCGAUGAUAUCAAUAGCGCUCGGUUCCUCUGGAAAUCAAUACCUUCUUCUGUCAAAGAGAACCAGCCAGAAGUAGUUGCUGCCUGGACAAUUGGUCAGCAUCUGUGGACUCGGGACUAUGCAGCUGUUCAUGAGGCUAUUCGUGGGUUUGAUUGGAGUCAGGAAGCUAGAGGUCUUGUAGCUUCAUUUGCAGAGCAAUACACCAAGAGGAUGUUCCGGCUGUUGUCAUCUGCCUAUUCAACAAUAAGUGUACAAGAUGCAGCCUUAUUUCUGGGAAUGAGUGAGGAUGAUGCGGCAAACUAUGUGCUCCGGCAAGGUUGGGACGUCGACCCCGCUUCUCGAAUGCUUACAGUGAAGCAGCAGCAGGCGGUGACGGAUCAAAAGCUGGAUCCCAGUAAACUGCAGCGGUUGACUGAAUACGUAUUUCAACUUGAGCAUUAGCCGGAUCUCCUUGAAGAACGGUCUUUGGCUUCGGCUGGUAAAUAGACUUGUUCAGAGAAUAGAGACUCAUCGAGAGACGAUUUUGAUUCUAGACAUGAAGGGCACUUCUUCUCCCCGAUCCCUCAAAAGCGAUCACCAACAUAAUUCUCAUGUCUCACUGAAGUCAUCGGUAUAGACUAUUGGAUUUUGUGUUAAAGUGCUUCUAGGCGCAUGGGGUCAGCUAAAA
Rhodamnia argentea is the source of this 903-nucleotide messenger RNA. Its product is annotated as COP9 signalosome complex subunit 8. The transcript is spliced from 5 exons. NCBI's taxonomy places the organism in Eukaryota, Viridiplantae, Streptophyta, Magnoliopsida, Myrtales, Myrtaceae. Gene Ontology annotation, biological process: COP9 signalosome assembly; protein deneddylation. Gene Ontology annotation, cellular component: COP9 signalosome. The record is from RefSeq and is a predicted model, not a curated record. The coding region runs from base 84 to 677 and encodes 197 amino acids.